AUGCCCUUUUUCGACUAUGUGCGAGACACGUUUGCAUGGCAAGUCAUCCGCUUGGUAACAGGGGGCAAACUGCCUGAAUUUCAAUAUUACGAAGAGCGACAUCCUCUUGUUCGGCAAAAAUACGCAAAUGAAGAGAGCUUUUGGCGACCCGGGCUUGAAGGACAGAUUACGGAGGCGAGAGACGCACAUAUUAACAGAGGGUCGAUCUUAAAGCGUAAUGCGUCGGAUAUCAGAUCAAAUACGGCGAAGAAAGACCCUUACUUACAAGGGAACACGGCCGGAGUUGUAGACCCACGACUACCAAACAGUCGCUGGUCCAACGAGACGCUCGACUCCGCAUUCUCGGAGAAGUUUGGCUCUACGUCUCAAAUCAAUAAGAGCCUUCAUCUGGUUCAGUUUUUACCAGAUGAUCCAGAGAAUCCGCGGAAUUGGUCUGGCCUGAAGAAGACCUUGGUCAGCUUCCAGAUAUGUUUGCUUAUCGCCGGCACCUAUGCCGGGGCCUCCAUAUAUACGGUCGGUACGACGGGCGUCAAGGAACAGUUCGGCGUCAGCGACAUUGUUGCACUUUUAGGGCUAACGGCUUUCGUUGUUGGAUAUGGAGUUGGAGCCAUGGCUUGGAGUCCGUUAUCUGAGCUUCCACAAGUCAGUCGGAACACGGUAUUCAUUUCCACGCUCAUUGUUUUCAUUGUCUUGCAAGUGCCGAUUGCUCUGGCCACCAACAUCGGCAUGCUCCUAGCCUUUCGCUUUUUAGCUGGGUUUUUCGGAUCUCCAGUGCUCGGCCUCGGAGACGGAAUUCUGGAAGACAUGUACGCACCGAGAAAGCAAACCUACGUUAUGGGCCUCUGGGCUCUUCUCGGCAUCGGAGGUCCAACGAUUGGCCCAAUCAUUGGUGGUUUCGCAGUCGAGACGAAGGGUUGGAAAUGGGCUGUUUGGAUCAUUGCGUGGAUGGGUACGGCGACUCUAGCAACCGUGGUGUUCUUCCUACCAGAAACGAGCGCCAAUAAUAUCCUUUACCGGCGAGCUCUUCGACUACGCAGAGCGACAGGCGACAGGCGGUAUAUAUGUGAGGCGCAAAUCAAAGCGGAAGACAAAUCUGGAAAAGAGGCUAUCCUAGCUCAUCUCGUUCGGCCAUUCACGUUGGCCAUGACAGAGCCGAUUAUUUUCCUGCUCACUUUUUACAGUGCCUUUGUAUACGGACUAAUGUAUAUCUGGUUUGAGGCUCUUCCGAUGGCAUAUAAGGAAGUAUACCACUUCGACCUUGGCACUCAAAGCAUCGCAUUAGUGGGCUUGAUCGUCGGCGUACUGGUUAUAAUACCCCCUUACUUCCUCUACUACAGGAAGUGGAUCGAACCGAAAUUCAACCAUUUGGGUGAUAUCGAGCCAGAAAGACAUCUGAUACCAGCAAUGAUUGGGUGCCUCUUUCUACCGGCUAGCCUGGUUUGGUUUGGCUUUACCGCGAAGCCCACGAACUUUUGGUUGAUCCCCACAGUCGGUUCGGCACUAUUCAGUUCAGGUGCUGUUUUGCUGUUCAUCCCGUUCAUGAACUACCUUGGGGAAUCAUUCCCAAGCCAUGUCAGCUCAGUUUUUGCGGGGAACGAGCUAUUUACCAGUCUUUUUGGAGCCACAUUCCCCUUGUUUGUACCGUCGAUGUACUACAAGUUUGAUGUUUUUGGAUCGAGUAUUUUGCUCGCCAUCUUUGCCGUUCUAUUUACACCCAUACCCUUCAUUCUUUAUUUGAAGGGCUCCAAAAUGAGGAAGCGCAGUCGACAUGCGAGAAGAGAUAUGUGA
Molecule: messenger RNA, 1788 nt
Organism: Colletotrichum truncatum
Lineage: Eukaryota; Fungi; Ascomycota; Sordariomycetes; Glomerellales; Glomerellaceae
Product: caffeine resistance protein 5
Biological process (GO): xenobiotic detoxification by transmembrane export across the plasma membrane
Cellular component (GO): plasma membrane
Molecular function (GO): fluconazole transmembrane transporter activity
Source: RefSeq, a predicted model, not a curated record